UUAUCGCGAAAUAGUUGUUAAUUAAAUAAAAAACAUUUAUUAAAGUUUUACGAUGAUGCUAGAAUAACACCAUAAUUUUAUUUAUAUUUUAUUAACGAAUUUUUUAUUCAUAAAAUGGUGUUUAAUCCGGCUGUGACCGUGCGUAGGAUUGAUGUUUUGAUCCGGAUUUUAAACGGUCGUAAAAUAAAUGUAAGCCCUAAACUAGUUCGAGCUUAUUCAAGUGAAGGAAGAGUGACUAUUGGAAAUGUGAGCAAAGAAAUAAAAAGUGCGAAAAAGAUAGAAUAUGUCCCAAGAAAGUACUUGACCAUAGAGGAUGCAGAGCUUAAGAACUUAUCACAAAGUACUCUCCGUAACUUAAGAUGGAUGAUGCAAAAGGACCUUUUAGGUCAGGACAUGUUCCUGUUGGGAAGACCUGGUCCAAGCAGGCGGAAAGUAGCUCUUCAAUACUUGGAGUUAACACAAAGGGAAUUAGAGUAUGUGGCACUUUCCCGUGACACAACCGAAGCUGAUCUGAAACAGAGAAGGGAAAUUCAAAGUUCUACGGCCAAAUAUUUUGAUCAGAGUGCAGUUCGAGCCGCCAUCGAAGGAAGAGUUCUUGUCAUAGAGGGCAUAGAGAAGGCAGAAAGAAAUGUGUUGCCAGUACUAAAUAAUCUGCUGGAAAAUAGGGAAAUGCACUUGGAAGAUGGCAGGUUUUUAAUACCAUCAUCGAGAUAUGAUAAAUUGCUUGAGGAGCAUGGUCUAGAAGAGGUAUCAAAAUGGCGUCUAGUGCGUGUGGACGAGCGGUUCCGCGUGAUCGCACUAGGCUUGCCCGUGCCAAGGUACUCGGGACAACCACUGGACCCCCCGCUGCGUUCCCGCUUUCAGGCGAGAGAUGUCGCUACAGUUGGUUUUGGGGAACAUCUAACAAUGUUAAAAGAAGAAGCGCCCCGUGUGGACACAACUAAGCUUGAACAACUAAUGUCAGCUGCGUACGCGUUGAUCAGUCCGGAGUUACAGCAAGUCAGUUUGCCAGACUUUCCGAUUGACAAUCUGCACACAGCUGCGUAUAUAUUGGAGAACAAUCCAAACAUACCAAUCCACAAACUGCUAUACCUAUUAUAUCCGUAUAAAACAUUUUUAUCAAAAGAGCACAUAAAGAAUGUGGAAGCAGUAUUACAUAACCUUAAAAUGGAUAUGAAGCCCAAAUGGAAUAUAUCCUUACAUGAUAUAGAAGUCAAAGGAAAAGAAGCUAUAGUUAGUAUAGAAAUGAACGGCAGUAAGAGCCAAUUUAGCGUGCCGUGUGGAGACCGUAAGAGUAAGAGAGAAGAGAAGGGAAUAAUUAAGACAGAUUACCAGAGUCUUCUGCUGAAUGAAUUAUUGCUGAGUCAUAGUGUUGGAGACUUUUGUAUUGUUGGUCCAAAAGGCUGCGGCAAGAGUCUUCUAGUCAGUCAAUUAGCGUCCCUAUUGGGUUACACAAUAGAGCCGAUAGUCCUGUACCAAGAUAUGACGGCAAGAGAUUUGAUACAACAACGAACAACGCUGGACAAUGGUGAUACAGUUUGGAGGAACUCUGCGUUAGUAGAAGCGGCUUUGAAAGGUCGUAUGGCGGUAUUGGAUGGUCUCCAUCGAAUUCAUGCUAGUACGUUGGCGGCUUUGCAUAGGUUAGUUCACGACAGAGAGCUUCAACUUCACGACGGAACGCGAUUGGUCCGUCACGAUAGAUACGAUGAUCUACUUGCUUCUGGACUCACUGUAAAGGAUCUUGAAGAUAGUGGAGUUAAGAGAAUACACCCGGCGUUUAGAAUAGUCGCGUUAGCUGAACCGCCUGUACUUGGUCGCGGAGCGCAUUGGCUCUCACCGGAAAUAUUGAGCUUGUUUAUUUUCCACGAGAUGAGAAACCUUAGUAAAGAAGAGGAAAUAUUCAUUAUUAACAGCUUGUAUGGUGAUAUAUCUUCACCACUACAUUCUAUAAUAAAUCUGGCAGACCAACUCAGGAACUCCGAAGACAGCACUCUCAAAAAUCUAUCAUCUUCCCUAUCAACUCGACAACUGCUUAGAAUAGCCAGUCGAAUGGCCCAAUAUCCCACAGAUUCAGCCUACGAAACAAUACAAAGAACGUUCUUAGCUAAAUUCCUUCCCAAUUUAGCUAGACGAGCGCUAGAUGGCGCCAGUCAAAAGAUCGGCAUAGAACCUCCAUCGAAAUUCGGCAUCUUUGGUAAUGCAGAAAAGAAAAUUGGCUGCUCAGUUAAAAAUGGCGUCUUAACUAUCGGAGGCACGAGUACAAACGUUUAUAAAACGGAGGCGUUAACAAAAGUGCCUGAUAUAUUGUUCUAUGACGUUCCACAACAUGUAAGGUUGUUGGAAUGGUUGCUGCAAGACUUCCUCCUUGGGAAUCACUUGCUUCUAGUCGGUAACCAAGGAGUAGGCAAGAAUAAGAUCGCGGAUCGUCUUUUACAAUUACUAAAUCGACCGAGAGAGUACAUACAGUUGCACAGAGAUACAACAGUACAGUCGCUAACAGUACAACCUACGGUACGAGAUGGGGUCGUUAUAUACGAAGAUUCUCCACUAGUUAAAGCUGUGAAAUACGGCCAUGUGCUCGUUGUAGAUGAAGCAGAUAAGGCGCCAACACAUGUGACCUGUAUUCUAAAGACCUUGGUCGAGAAUGGAGAGAUGGUACUAAGUGAUGGAAGACGGAUAGUUCCAAAGGAUAUGAUGGAAAGUUCUGCAGGCGAAGUGGCUAGCUUUAUCCCGGUACAUGAUGACUUUAAGAUGAUAGUGCUCGCUAACCGGCCUGGGUUCCCGUUCUUGGGCAAUGACUUCUUCGCGUCUUUGGGUGACCUAUUCUCAUGUCACGCGGUCGACAAUCCGUCUAUCGAAUCGGAAAUGGAGCUCCUCCGUUCCUACGGUCCGGACGUUCCGGCAGAGAUCAUGAAGAAGUUGGUACAAGCGUUCGCCUCUUUGAGAAACAUGGCGGAUCAGGGACAAUUGACGUAUCCGUAUUCGACGAGGGAGCUGGUCAAUAUUGUGAAGCAUUUGCAGCAAUACCCAGAAGAAGAAUUAGCAACAGCCAUCGGCAACGUGUUCGACUUCGACCGCUACAGCCAGGACAUAGCGGACACUUUACUGGAAGUGCUGCACGCUAGCGGUCUGCCCACACAGGGCGUGCUGCAGGGCAGGCCCAACGAGGGCAGGGUUCAGCUCACUGUGGACCGGACUAGCGGCAAAGACGUAUCUUCCCCUAAACAUGGUAAAGAAGACCCAAAAAACGAGCCCCACGUAGGAGGGAACACUUGGGCGGGCGGAACCGGGGGGCGAGAUACUGCAGGUCUGGGCGGAAAGGGCGGACCCUAUAGACUGGAUAAAGGGCAUGAUGUGCAUCAGUUAUCCGACGCAGAAAAAGAUGAUAUACCUGAACACGUGAAGAAAGCGGCCCGUGAGAUGAACAGGAAAGUGUUUGAAGAGAGAUUAAAGGAGAUCAAAAUGAGUGAAUACGAUGCUAACUUGUAUGGACAGUUUCUAAGAGCGGUGCAACCGCAGAUAAGUGCGCUAAGAGGAGUUCUAGCGGAGUUACAAGCUAAGAAGAAAGAGAGGCAGUGGAGCAGACAUCAGACUAGCGGAGAAUUGGAUGAUGGCAAAAUUAUCGAAGGUAUAACAGGUGAACGUUCUAUAUACCGGCGUAGAACGGAACAAGAGCCCCCACCGGGCUCGCCGCCGGACAAACCCAAGCGGCUGCGGCUUGUCGUGGACGUGUCGGGCAGUAUGUAUAGAUUCAACUCAUACGAUGGGCGUCUAGAACGUUCCAUGGAAGCCGUGGUACUAUUAACCGAAGCACUAAAAGGCUACGAGACAAGAAUACGAUACGAUAUGUACGGACAUUCGGGGGAAGAACAUGCUUUGGAGUUGGUGAGAGUGGACCGCCCGCCGGAGAACGAGAAGGAGAGAUUGCAGAUAAUCCGCACAAUGCACGCGCACGCCCAGUUCUGUUGGUCGGGCGAUAAUACCCUACCGGCCGCGAGUCAUGCCAUCAAUACACUCGCCAGUGAAGACGCGGAUGAAGCUAUCGUGCUCAUACUGUCUGAUGCUAAUUUGAGGAGGUACGGCAUACCUCCAGAAAAGCUGGGCACUAUAAUGACGUCGGAUCCGAGGGUGCAAGCGCACGUCAUCUUCAUAGGAAGUUUGGGAGACGAGGCUAACAUGUUACUCCGCAAACUACCAGUAGGCCACGCCCACGUGUGUAUGGACGUAGCAUCUCUACCUCAAAUCAUGCAACAGAUAUUUGCAUCUUCGCUUUUACAGACCUCGUAGUAAAUAAAUAAUAUAAAUGGUGUUAUUCAAAUAAUUGAGUCAUAUAAAAUCAAACCUGGCAAUCUCCAUUCCGUCGAAUUGUUAGGGAAAUAGAAAAAUGAUAUAAAAAAUAUCAUGAAUGUAUUUGUAAUGUUAUUCCUAGUUAUUUCAAUGUUCUAAUGUUAACUAUUAUUGAUCACUAAUUGUAGACAUUUACUUGAAAAACCUGUCAUAAAAUGCACAAAAUGUUUGGAGAUUGCCGUUUUUGUUCUGCUUUCAAGGACACUGCCGUUUUUGAUCUGAUUACCUCUGGAGAAAGCCAAUUUUGUUAUGGCUUCCAGUCUGUACCUCCAUAGACUACACCAACCAAUUAUUUUGAUACUUUAAAAGUGGAAUAUAAAAAUAUGCAAAUUAUGUCAGAAAUUAUUUAUUUUAAUUAAUCAUAGGUAAACUAACUUAUAUUCUAAGAUUAUGAUCUUCUUCUUGUGGUUCACAAACGAUGUUAUCUGAUGAACUUCUGUUUUAUUCAACUUCCGAGUUUUGAGCAAAUAUGGUUUUAUAAAAAACCAGCCCCUCCACUUGCUGCCAUUCGUCGCCAUAAU
Molecule: messenger RNA, 4868 nt
Organism: Colias croceus (clouded yellow)
Lineage: Eukaryota; Metazoa; Arthropoda; Insecta; Lepidoptera; Pieridae
Gene: c12.2
Product: von Willebrand factor A domain-containing protein 8
Exons: 21
Coding region: 115-4287 (1390 amino acids)
Cellular component (GO): cytoplasm
Molecular function (GO): ATP hydrolysis activity; ATP binding
Source: RefSeq, a predicted model, not a curated record